GAGCGAUGACCAAACUGGUCAUGCAACAUGCAUGUGCUACUACGUAGGUACAUACGCAAGGUGAGGUGUGUCGGGCUGAGUCAUGUCAAUCAACGUCUUUACCGAAAGCGGUGGCUAUUGCACGCGCCCUAGUUUCCUUAUAUGGUAGGUAUUUUAAAACCAUUCUGGUCGGGACGGCGGCCGUCGUCCUCGGCUUGCCGCAGUGCGCUGGAACUCUCUGUGAUCGCAACAUGUUCGUCUAUGAUCCCCCAACUAAGCUCAGACUCACUUCUGUUGAAGAGUUUCAGGAGGCAUUCCAACUAUUCGACUCUCGCGGCGACGGCAAGAUUCAUGUGGCACAAAUUGGAGAUGCUCUUAGGGCCUUGGGCCAAAACCCUACUGAAUCUGAUGUCAAGAAGUGUACACUGCAUUUGAAGCCUGAUGAAAGGAUAUCAUUUGAAGUCUUUUUGCCGAUAUAUCAAGCAAUAUCAAAGGCUCGUAGUGGAGACACAGCCAAUGACUUCAUUGAAGGACUGCGCCAUUUUGAUAAAGAUGGGAAUGGGUUCAUUUCUUCUGCUGAGCUUCGCCACCUUCUGUCAACUCUUGGAGAAAAGCUGAGUGACGAUGAGGUGGAGCAGCUGCUGCAGGGCCAGGAGGACUCGCAGGGCAACAUCAACUACGAGAACUUCGUGCACCUCAUCAUGCAGGGCUGACUUCGCACGCAUUUAAUUCACUUCCGUAUUGUGUAUUUUGAUUUAAUUAUUUAUGCCAACUUUAUAAUUCCCUAUUAUUUCCAUUUAAAAACAUAUUAUUCCAAAAUCUAUUAGCAUUAAGAAGUUUUAUAUUAUGUAUAGUAAGAUAAUGUACAGGAGAGUACGUGUUAUGAUUAUGGAUAAG
Molecule: messenger RNA, 876 nt
Organism: Ostrinia furnacalis (Asian corn borer)
Lineage: Eukaryota; Metazoa; Arthropoda; Insecta; Lepidoptera; Crambidae
Gene: Mlc-c
Product: Myosin light chain cytoplasmic
Exons: 4
Coding region: 231-692 (153 amino acids)
Cellular component (GO): myosin II complex
Molecular function (GO): calcium ion binding; myosin heavy chain binding
Source: RefSeq, a predicted model, not a curated record